Messenger RNA from Eubalaena glacialis (North Atlantic right whale), 1776 nucleotides. RefSeq names its product synaptotagmin 3 (gene SYT3). The record is from RefSeq and is a predicted model, not a curated record. The coding region runs from base 1 to 1776 and encodes 591 amino acids. Gene Ontology annotation, cellular component: membrane. NCBI's taxonomy places the organism in Eukaryota, Metazoa, Chordata, Mammalia, Artiodactyla, Balaenidae. Gene Ontology annotation, biological process: regulation of calcium ion-dependent exocytosis; cellular response to calcium ion; regulation of dopamine secretion. The transcript has 8 exons. Gene Ontology annotation, molecular function: phosphatidylserine binding; calcium ion binding; calcium-dependent phospholipid binding.
AUGUCAGGAGACUACGAGGAUGACCUCUGCCGUCGGGCACUCAUCCUGGUCUCGGACCUCUGUGCGCGGGUCCGAGAUGCCGACACCACUGACAGGUGCCAAGAGUUCAACGACCUGCGAAUCAGAGGCUAUCCCCGGGGCCCCGAUGCAGACAUCUCCGUGAGCCUGCUGUCGGUCAUCGUGACGUUCUGUGGCAUUGUCCUUCUGGGUGUCUCCCUCUUCGUGUCCUGGAAGCUGUGCUGGGUGCCCUGGAGGGACAAGGGAGGCUCAGCAGUGGGCGGUGGCCCCCUGCGCAAAGACCUAGGCCCUGGGGUCGGGCUGGCAGGCCUGGUAGGCGGCGGUGGGCACCACCUAGGGGCUGGCCUGGGUGGCCAUCCCCUGCUGGGGGGCCCACACCACCAUGCCCACACUGCCCACCAUCCGCCCUUCGCUGAGCUGCUGGAGCCGGGCAGCCUAGGGGGGUCGGACCCCCCAGAGCCCUCCUACUUGGACAUGGACUCGUAUCCAGAGGCUGCAGCUGCUGUAGUAGCCACUGGGGUCAAACCAAGCCAGACAUCUCCUGAGCUGCCCUCUGAGGGCGGCGCAGGCUCUGGGCUGCUCCUGCUUCCCCCCAGUGGUGGGGGCUUGCCCAGUGCCCAGUCGCAUCAGCAGGUCACAAGCCUGGCACCCACCACCAGGUACCCGGCCCUGCCCCGGCCCCUCACCCAGCAGACCCUGAGCCCCCAGCCGGAUCCGGGCAGUGAGGAGCGGCCGCCCGCCCUACCCUUACCCUUACCAGGCGGUGAGGAAAAAGCCAAGCUCAUCGGACAGAUCAAGCCGGAGUUGUACCAGGGGACUGGACCCGGCGGCCGGCGGGGCGGCGGGGCCCCAGGUUCCGGAGAGGCCGGCGCGGGGGCGCCCUGCGGCCGCAUCAGCUUCGCCCUGAGGUACCUCUACGGCUCCGACCAGCUGGUGGUGCGGAUCCUGCAGGCCUUGGACCUCCCGGCCAAGGACUCCAAUGGCUUCUCAGACCCCUACGUCAAGAUCUACCUGCUGCCUGACCGCAAGAAAAAGUUUCAGACCAAGGUACACAGGAAGACCUUGAACCCCGUGUUCAACGAGACAUUUCAGUUCUCCGUGCCCCUGGCUGAGCUGGCCCAGCGCAAACUGCACUUCAGCGUCUAUGACUUUGACCGCUUCUCCCGGCACGACCUCAUCGGCCAGGUGGUUCUGGACAACCUCCUGGAGCUGGCUGAGCAGCCCCCCGACCGCCCGCUCUGGAGGGACAUCGUGGAGGGUGGCUCGGAAAAGGCAGAUCUUGGGGAGCUCAAUUUCUCACUCUGCUACCUCCCCACGGCCGGGCGCCUCACCGUGACCAUCAUCAAAGCCUCUAACCUCAAAGCAAUGGACCUCACCGGCUUCUCAGACCCCUACGUGAAGGCCUCUCUAAUCAGCGAGGGGCGGCGUCUGAAGAAGCGGAAAACCUCGAUCAAGAAGAACACGCUGAACCCCACGUACAACGAGGCGCUGGUGUUCGACGUGGCCCCCGAGAGCGUGGAGAACGUGGGGCUCAGCAUCGCGGUGGUGGAUUAUGAUUGCAUCGGACACAACGAGGUGAUCGGCGUGUGCCGCGUGGGUCCCGACGCCGCCGACCCCCAUGGCCGCGAGCACUGGGCCGAGAUGCUGGCCAACCCGCGCAAGCCCGUGGAGCGCUGGCACCAGCUGGUGGAGGAAAAGACUUUGACCAGCUUCACAAAAGGCAGCAAAGGAUUGUCAGAGAAAGAGAACUCAGAGUGA